GUUUAGUUUUGAUAAAAAAGCUAAGAGUAUGUUACAAGACGGUAUUUCUUGUAAUUUUUAAUUUAAUUUAAUGCAAAAUAAAAUAUUGGAGACAGCUUUUGAGUUUUGGUACGACGAAACUUGAAUUAAAUCAUUCAUACAAGAAUGUUGCGGGGGAAAAUCUUACAUUUAUUGCAUUGCACAUUAUUCCUUUCGUUCAUAUUUUUCUUCCUCGUAUUCGCGGGUGCUAUAAACUUGGACGAUAAGGAAAAAGUAUCAAUUGAUCCUCUAGAAACCUAUGGACUACUAGGUGCAGUGAUAUUGUAUAUCUUUAGACUUCUCACAUUACUUACAAUACCUCAGGUAAUUUGUAAUUUUUCUGGCCUUAUAUUUUUUAAUGCCUUUCCUGGAAAAGUAAAAUUAAAAGGAUCACCAUUAUUAGCACCUUUUAUAUGCAUAAGAGUUGUAACAAGAGGAGAUUUUCCAAAAUUAGUUAGAAAUAAUGUCACUCGCAAUAUGAAUACAUGUUUGGACUUGGGUCUUGAAAAUUUUAUUAUUGAGGUUGUAACUGACAAAGCAAUAGAUUUGCCUAAACAUAGAAGGGUGAGAGAAGUUGUGGUACCUAGAGAGUACAAAACUAAGACUGGAGCAUUAUUCAAAUCCCGUGCAUUGCAGUACUGUUUAGAAGAUAAUGUGAAUAUUUUAAGUGAUACGGACUGGAUAGUCCAUUUAGAUGAAGAGACUUUACUGACUGAAAAUUCAGUAAGAGGCAUAUUAAACUUUGUCUUUGAUGGGCAACAUCCAUUUGGUCAAGGCCUGAUUACAUAUGCCAAUGAAGAAAUUGUUAAUUGGCUGACAACAUUGGCAGAUAGCUUCAGAGUGGCUGAUGAUAUGGGAAAACUCAGAUUUGUUUUUUCAGUGUUCCAUAAGCCGCUUUUCAGCUGGAAAGGGUCCUAUGUUGUCACAAAAGUGGGUGCAGAAAAAUCUGUUUCAUUUGAUAAUGGAUUGGAUGGUUCGGUGGCUGAAGACUGCUAUUUUGCAAUGAAAGCAUACAAAGAAGGUUAUACAUUUAAUUUUAUUGAUGGUGAAAUGUGGGAAAAGUCUCCCUUUACACUAUGGGACUUUAUGCAACAAAGAAAAAGAUGGAUACAAGGUAUUCUACUAGUUGUACACUCAAAAGAGAUCCCUUUUCUACAUAAGAUAUUCUUAGGUGUUUCAUGCUAUUCAUGGGUAACCCUCCCAUUCUCAACUAGUAAUAUAUUAUUAGCAGCUGUAUGUCCUAUACCAUGUCCACAUUUUCUAGACUUGAUAAUUGGUUUCAUAGGAGCUGUAAACAUUUACAUGUAUGUAUUUGGUGUCAUUAAAUCAUUUCCAAUGUAUAGAUUUGGGCCCUUAAAGUUUAUAAUGUUUGUUGGAGGCGCAUUAGCUACCAUUCCAUUCAAUAUUGUUAUUGAAAAUAUUGCUGUGAUCUGGGGAAUUUUAGGUAAGAAACACAAAUUUUAUGUAGUAGAUAAGGAAAUAAAGACUCCAAUUACUGUAUAAUAUAUUCCUGAAAUGUAUGUACAUGCAUUGAGCGACUACUUACUAGAGUAAACUACUUACAUUGAAAAUUUAACUUGUGCUUGUUAUUACCUAAUCAUCGAUUGAGUAGUUGGUUGAGGAAUAACUAUUGAGCCAAGAAUAACAAAUUUAGUCAUAUAGCGGUAGAACAGUAUUGAUUUCACAAAUAUUCCUUUAAAAUAUUAUUUUAUUAUUGUAAAUGUGAACAAGCUGAGUAUUAUUGUUUAACUAAAUAUCAGUGUUUUGAUGAAUAAAAAUGUUUAAGAUUCAAUUUAGUCAAUACUAACCUUUUUAUGAACAAAACAUAUCCACAAUAAAAGCUGUAUGAAUGACUUAUAAUUGGUCAUUGAAUUGUAGAUUGAAUCUUAAAUUUAGGCAAAACAACAUAAUAUAUGUAUUAUGACAGCUUGUGUUAUUGUAAAUUAUUUAUUGAUGUGAUAAUAAUCGUUCACAAUGAUCAUUUAUGUGUCCUUAUAGCCAUACCUGCUAUGUUGGUUUUUUUUCAAAUAAGAUAUUCUAAAAAAUAAAACGUAUUGCCUAUUACCGUUUAUAAACUAAAACACUGGGCUUUUUGCAUUAAUUUAAAAAUGAUACUUUGUGAUGCUUCUUAAAGUUUAUUUUUGUAUUUUUGUUCAUUGAUAAUCAUUUUGAAUGAUUUUAUCUGAUUUAAGAUGUUUUUGAUUAUUAUUUUUUUACAUAAUAUUACAUUUAGCCAUAAAAAUUCAAUGAGAAAAUUAAGCUAGUGAAUUUCCAUUGAUACCAAAGACUUAAAUUAUAAAUGAUAGAACUUAGGUUUAAAUGUAGAUUAAUGCCAGCCAUUAUGUUAUUUUAGUAUUUUCAUGUUUGUGUCUACGAUUUUGACAAAAUUGAGAGGAAAGCGCUUGGUAUGUGAUGCAUGUUAUGUUUUUUUUUUGUU
Messenger RNA from Colias croceus (clouded yellow), 2455 nucleotides. Its product is annotated as beta-1,4-mannosyltransferase egh. Gene Ontology annotation, cellular component: cytoplasm. The coding region runs from base 145 to 1521 and encodes 458 amino acids. Lineage: Eukaryota; Metazoa; Arthropoda; Insecta; Lepidoptera; Pieridae. The record is from RefSeq and is a predicted model, not a curated record. Gene Ontology annotation, molecular function: beta-1,4-mannosyltransferase activity. The transcript has 3 exons.